Molecule: messenger RNA, 4043 nt
Organism: Oncorhynchus tshawytscha (Chinook salmon)
Lineage: Eukaryota; Metazoa; Chordata; Actinopteri; Salmoniformes; Salmonidae
Gene: rnf207b
Product: ring finger protein 207b
Exons: 19
Coding region: 148-2073 (641 amino acids)
Biological process (GO): regulation of cardiac muscle contraction; regulation of heart looping
Cellular component (GO): perinuclear region of cytoplasm
Molecular function (GO): Hsp70 protein binding; zinc ion binding; transmembrane transporter binding
Source: RefSeq, a predicted model, not a curated record
GUGCUAUGGUCACACCUCCUCCUAUACCCACUGAGUACCCUGACUUGACGUCAGGGCCGGCACUGCAUCCCCUCCACGCACACUCAAAGACCCUCCACAUAUCUGUCAUUCCUGCUUGGGACAGCAGCUAAGGCAGCAAGCAAUAAGAUGUCUGGAGGAAUCUUCUGCCCUUUGGAGAACCUAUAUGACCCAGACAGUGCCAACUGCCACCCCUUGGUAUGCCACUUGUGCCAUGAGCAGUACGAACACCCCUGUCUACUGGAUUGUUACCACACAUUCUGUGCCAGUUGUCUGCGUGGCAGGGCAGUGGAAGGCAGACUCUCCUGCCCCCUCUGUGGACAACAGUCCAUUGUCAAAGGCCUAAGUGCCUUACCCCAGGAGGACCGCCUGCUCAAAUUCCUGGUGGAUAACUCUACUGACUGUGAGGAGACUGUUCAGUGUUCCAACUGUGAUCUGGAGUGCAAGAAGCAGGAUGUGGAAGCAAUGUACUAUUGCAACACUUGUAGCCAGCCGUUGUGUGGAGCUUGCAGGGAAUCAACCCACAAGGCCAAAAUGUUUGCCCGCCAUGAUAUUGUCUCCCUUGCCAAACGCACAAAGGAGGUCCACAAAAAGUGUGCCCUCCAUGACGAGCUAUACAUUAUGUUCUCCACAGAGAAGAAGUCCAUGCUGUGUAUCAACUGUUUCAGAGACAUGCAAGUGGAGAGCAGAGCACACUGCAUUGAUAUUGAGACAGCAUAUAUGCAAGGCUGUGAAAGGCUGGACCAAGCUGUAAUAGCGGUAAAAGAGCUCCAGACGUCUGCCAGGGAAGCCAUCAUCAUGCUGAAGGCGAUGAUCAGGGAGGUUCGAGAGAACGUGGAUGAGGAGGAGAGCGCUAUAAGCACACUGUUCAACAACAUGCAGGAAAAACUGGCAGAAAGAAAAAAGAUUCUCCUGAAAGCAGCUCAAAGUCAGCAUGAGGAGAAAGAGAGAGCCUUCAAAGAACAGCUGUCUCAUCUGGCCGCACUCUUACCCACUCUCCAGGUUCAUCUGGUCACUUGCUCAGCCUUUCUAAGUUCAGCCAACAAGUUUGAGUUUCUUGACAUGGGAUAUCAACUGAUGGAGAGACUGAAGAAGAUUGUCAAACUUCCACACAGACUGAGACCAGCUCAGAGUAGCAAGAUCAACACAGAGUAUCGGUCCGAGUUUGCUCGUUGCCUUGAGUCUCUGUUACUGCUGGGCCAAAGACGCUCUGUGUCCAUUGCUGGGAGUGUGACUGGAUUGAGUUUGGGCAAUGCCAGUGGACUCCUACAGUCGUCCCUGUCCAUGCCCUGCCACUCCCCAGCCAUCAGUGACAUGUCCCUGGGCUCGUCCGUGGUGCGGAAGCCCACCCCCCACCGCUAUUUCAGCACCAAGGUCCUCCUGGCUGAGGGGGGAGAGACCCCCUUCACCGAGCACUGUCGCAACUAUGAGACCAGCUACAGGACGCUGCAGAUGUCCAUUCAGCAGCUGAAGGAUCAGGUGCAGGAGACCCACAGGGAUCUGACCAAGCACCACUCCCUCAUCAAGACAGACACCAUGGGAGACAUCCUGGAUACCUCCGUGCAGAUGGACAGACAGAUCUCCUCUGAGUACUCUGCUGUGGAACUCAUGAGGGCCAUGUUUGAGGAGGUCUGGGAGACAACCUUUCAGAGGGUUGCAAAUGAACAGGAAAUCUAUGAAGCCCAGCUUCAUGAUCUGACCCAGCUAAGGCAAGAGAACAGUUAUCUGACCACCAUCGCCAGGCAAAUUGGCCCGUAUAUCCGAUCCAUCGCCAAGGUGAAGGAACGCCUUGAACCCAGACUGAAAGAGCCUAAGGAGCUGAAAGACGACCGUACAGAGGCCAUGCUGAAGAUCUAUGAGGACACCACUGCGGCCAAAGAUACUAAACAAACCAUUUCAACAACACUGACAAAUGACCUGACCUGUCAGCCUACCACAGAUGACAACCACACUCUCAGCAACCUCUCUGAUGAGGCUGCCCUCAAGAAUAAUUUCUACUGGCCAGGGAAGCAGAAGACCACAGAGAUAGCCAUUUGGAAGGAGUUGUCUCCCUAAACAACUGGAUAGGGGCAUGGGACUUCACCAACAAAGUGCUCACCCUUGACUUACUACAUACUCCUCUUCCACUCCAUACAGUCUGGGCAUACAGAGUGGAGGGCAGAGGCGACCUUUCACCUGAGACAAGCUGCGGUAGUUCAGAAGGAAGCCAUGUUGGGUGUAGCUCUCUGAACCCCUUAGCCAUAGGAAUGCAUCUUUUGGUUGGUUUUAAUACACAGUGAGCAUGAGGAGACAAGCACACAGAACAAAUAAAUAGAUGGAGUGAUGAUCAAGUGGGGGUAGAGAGAGACCGUGUGAGAGCGAAUGCAUUUUAAAGAUGACUAUUAGUGAGUGCCCCUAUUACUAAAAACCCUAUGGAAGAACAACACCCCUGAUUCAUAGUCUAUACCCAGGGGACAUUUUAAGACUUACAGCAGACUGGAAUAGAACAGUGAACGGAUUGUCAGUGUUCCUUAUGUUUUAAAUGACUUACAAAGUAGAUGUUUCUGACUUAUUACGCCGAACCGAGAAAUCCGAGAACCAGGCUGCAACUUGCUCAGGUUGUCAAAUUAGCAAAAGAUUUCUGAUUGUACAGCCUUUUGAUCCUGAGUGGACAUGGGAUAUGUGAAUUUAAAAUCAGGGGUUGGAACCAAAGUUCUCAAAAAAACAAAAUACAUUUCCCCCAUUCCAUUCCAUUCCACAGUUCCGAUCAGCAAAAUACAUUUCUGAACCGGUUUUAAACCUGUGAAACUUUUUUAAAUUUAAUUUAAUUUUUUACAUUUAGCUCAUUAGAAUGACUUCAGCAAUCAGUGCAGAUAGAGCAGGCAAGCUAGUUGUUUACAUGCGUGAUCGACAGACCAGUGUAGCCUAUGGCGCAAGAUGCUACUUAAAUUUUACGGGUGGGGGGAAGAGCGAGAGGGUUGAGCAGGCUUGAAGCGCUGGCCCUCUUUAAGACAUGCAUUAUCUGAAUUAGGUUCACAGAAUUUUCCCUAGGAGAGGCUUUGAGCUAGCUAGCUCACAAGCUUGUGUGAAGAGCAGCACCAGAAUUAAACACACAGCUUACCUUUUUGUAGUUAACAAAUCCAAUCUAAAACUCAACUAGGCCUAUAGUAUCCUUAACUAGCAUUGAAAAAGUUAAUCCACUUCUCCAAUUAAAAAGAUCUCUCCCUAUCUUCUCAUGCUUCUAAAUUCAGUACAGUAGCCUAUGCUUCCGAUGGGGGAGGGGCAGGUAGCCUAAACAUGCACAGGCAAAGAUUUUCAGUUUGCAGGCAGAUGCUGGAAUAAGUUUGAGUGAGAGAGAGGGCUCUGCACAUGCGCUUUGUUGCGUUUCUUUUGUGGGACGAGAAAAAAAAAUGUCUAGAAUGUUAACCGGUUUGCAUGCUUUUAAAAUAACGGUUCUGUUCGGGAACAGUAUGGAUCGCUUUCAUUCCCGAUUCAGUUCCUUCAUUUUAUUUUCCAGUUUUGUUCCCUGAACCGGUUCCAACACAUUUAAAAUCAAUCAUUUUGGGUAAGGAUGCAUCAGUAUAGAAAUUCUGGGCUGUUACCUAUAACCAAUAUUUGCUCAUGGAAUAUUUGAUUACCAUCAAAAGGCAUUUUAUAAUUUAUGAAUAGUUCAUUAACUUAUGGGGCAAAGACCAUGUUGCAAGCAACCACUGCCGCCAUUUUGGGAAAAUUUUGUAAAUGUACAACAGUCACACAGAAAUAAAUGCUUCUUAGCGCAGAUUUACCUAGUGGGAAAGAAUAUGUACGAGGGCAGUUGAAAUUGUGCAUCCCUAAUCUUGUGUAAAACUAUUGUUGUAAACGCUGAGACCUAAUAAUGAUGACUUAGUGAUAAGCCAGACAAACAAGGAAUAGCAGACACUCGACCAGGCUCAUUACAGCACUUUGAUUCAGUAACACAAGCUAAAAAUCCAUUCAGCAUCCACUGAAGAAACUCGAAAACACAGAAAAGGGAAACAUUGGAGAUGAAAAAAAAAAAAAACUCUUAG